This is a messenger RNA of Arachis stenosperma, 2723 nucleotides long. Its product is annotated as rho GTPase-activating protein REN1. The transcript is spliced from 24 exons. Gene Ontology annotation, biological process: signal transduction. The record is from RefSeq and is a predicted model, not a curated record. NCBI's taxonomy places the organism in Eukaryota, Viridiplantae, Streptophyta, Magnoliopsida, Fabales, Fabaceae.
AUGACCAACAAAAGUGCCGAAUUGUCUCAGGGAACUACCGGGGCCACUAUUCCCCUCCCUUCUACACCCCGGCCUCGCCCACCUGAGCAUCAAUUUCCACCGCGAGAGGUUCAGCAAAAUCGCGCCGGAAACACGAAUACGAUUUUCAAGAGUGGGCCACUUUUCAUAUCUUCUAAAGGAAUUGGAUGGACAUCUUGGAAGAAAAGGUGGUUUAUUUUGACACAAAAUUCACUUGUUUUCUUCAGAAGUGAUCCGAGUGCUGUCCCUCAGAAAGGAAGUGAAGUAAAUUUGACUCUCGGUGGCAUCGACCUAAACAAUUCAGGCAGUGUCAUUGUCAAAGCAGACAAGAAACUUUUGACAGUACAGUUUCCUGAUGCUCAUGAUGGACGAGCAUUCACACUUAAGGCCGAAACUACAGAAGAUUUAUAUGAGUGGAAGACGGCACUUGAGAAUGCUCUAGCACAAGCACCCAGUGCUAACAAUAUGAUGGAGCAAAAUGGUAUCUUCAGGAACAAUUAGAUUAAUUCAAUUGAUAUUUCUAUGGACCAACACAUGUUUCUGGAUAAGGAACCAGUUAAAUCCAUUGUCAUUGGCCGACCAAUUUUACUUGCUCUGGAGGAUGUCGAUGGAACUCCAACAUUUUUGGAGAAAGCCCUAAGAUUCAUAGAAGAAUAUGGAGCCAAUGUAGAAGGGAUCUUGCGACAAGCAGCUGAUGUUGAAGACGUUGAACGACGAGUUCGGGAAUAUGAACAAGGAAAAACUGAGUUUACUGCAAAUGAGGAUGCACAUGUUAUUGGUGAUUGUGUCAAGCAUGUGCUUCGGGAAUUGCCAUCAUCUCCAGUUCCUGCAUCUUGUUGCAAGGCACUGUUAGAAGCUGUUCGCACUGAUCGUACCAGAAGGGUUUCUGCUAUGCGCAUAGCCAUAAAUGACACAUUCCCUGAACCAAAUCGCCGCUUAUUGCAAAGAAUACUCAUGAUGAUGCAAAUUGUUGCUUCCCGCAAAUCUGUGAAUCGAAUGAGCUCCUCAGCUGUGGCAGCUUGCAUGGCACCCUUGCUUCUUCGCCCCCUUCUAGCUGGAGAAUGUGAGAUUGAAAAUGAUUUUGAUGUUGGUGGUGAUGGUUCUAUGCAAUUAUUACAAGCAGCUGCUGCAGCCAACCAUGCUCAAGCAAUUGUUAUAACUCUAUUAGAAGAAUAUAAUAACAUAUUUGGGGUAAUUAUGUUGGCUGAUGGUUGUGGUUCUCCUGGCCCUGAUAUAUACUCUGACUCGGAUGAUUUGGAAUCUGAGAGUGAAGAGGCUACUGAUGAAGACUUGUCCUAUGAUGAAGAAUAUGACGAUGAAGAAGAUGAAUCAGUUCAGGAGUCUGAUGAAGAUGCAGAUGAAGUUGGUAGUGGAUCCGACGGUGAGAAUGGAGAGUCUGAGACCGAUUAUAUAUCUGAGAAGGAUCCUGAACAAUCUAAUUCAAAAACUCAUGGUCUAGAAAAUAAAGCAAAAAAGCAUGGGGAUGCCAAAGGCAGCGAAAGUAUCACAAGUCAAACUAAUACUGCUGAAGCAGUUGGACAAGCUUCUGCUAACCCGAAAAAAGCGCAUGAUUCACCUUCUCCGACCCCAUCUUACAAAAAAUCUGCAACUAUAUCCAAUAGUCCAGAUUCUCGGCGCAACUGUUUGGGUCGUACCUCUGCAAAGAAGAACCUUUCCAUGGAAUCCAUUGAUUUCACUGUUGAUGAUGAUGAGGAAGUCGAAAAGCUUGAAUAUACAAAGAAAGACUUACAAAACCAAAUUGCAGAGGAGACCAAGGCAAAUGAAAAUCUGCAAUCUCAUAUUGACAACAGAAAGAAAUCCUUGCUAGAGCGUCGUAUGGGUCUCGAGCAAGAAGUGAUUAGACUACAGGAACAACUGGUCAAGGUGAAGAAUGCUCGGGCAAAUAAUGAGAUCAGGACAGAGCUCGGGGAAUUAACUCUCAUAGAAAUGGAUCUGGCUAACUUUGAGAACAAGGUUAUUGAACUUGGCAUGCGGCUUAAUGUACAACUCGAGCGCAAAGCUCGAUCUACUUUGACUCAACAGACAUCAAACCAUGAAAGAAAAUCGAAGAGUAAGGUAGAGACUGAAGUUGUGCAGACAUCACAAUUUGAAAGGUCAACGAGCAAGGACACUCAUCUCAGUAAAGCAGAGACUGUCAAUGAGAGGAAGUCAGAGAGCAAACAUCCACCUUCAGAGAGCAAACAUCCACCUUCUGGUUUAAAGAAAUCUGGUUCAAAGGGAGAGGUUCGCCGAAGUCAAGAACUACCGCGCAACCCCGAUAGAGGAAAAGGAUCCGAGCUAAACCAAACACAUCCAUCCCCUGUGCCAAACCAAGAGAAGCCUAGAGGGUUGGACAGUUCCCAGUCACUACAGAUCCCAGAAAGAAGCAGCAGCAAAGGUAAAUCACAUCAAAGUUCUGAGAAAUUAAGAAAAUCAGAUAGUCAGCCAAGCCGGAGUCCAACUCCGAAACACCUGGAAAGAGGAAUAUCGGAAAGCCAUCUCCAUAAUCAGUCUUAUAAUGUGGAUAAGGGUCGAUGAUUAUGAGGCCAGCCAGUUGUUUUGUUAUGCAAUAAAUUCCAGAUAUGUGUCUUAAGCAAUCAGAUUGGCGCAAUAGUCCAUGUUCAUAGGAGAGAAGCAGAGUCCAUUAUAACCGAAAAUGAAGGAUGUGCAAGGCAUAGUUCAACAGUCCCCCAUUGACAUAUAUA